AACGCUAACGCGCUGCGGAGCAUACGUGUCAUCUCACGCAACGCUCUCCGUUACACGCACUAAAUAUUUAUUAAACAAAAUUGAUCACAAACGUCAAACCCACCUUAUAAGUGAUAACAAUCAACAUUACUACAACUCAUGGACUGAAUACUCAAAACGGACCACAGUGCAGUGAAAUGUUAAGUUUUUCUUCAGAGUGCGAGUGUACCACGUACUUUGUUUCGGAAAUGGUGAUAUCGACCCACGGAGAGUGUUUAUGAGACGUUUCGUAGUGAAAUGAAAAAUCUGUGAUAAUGUACACGUUACUGGCUGUUUUUUGUGCGCUGGUGCACGGCGGGUGGUCGCUGCCGCCUUACGGUGACAAGUGCGUCCGAGUCGCGGACAGAGACUCCGAAAAUAGUGUAUUGUGCCGAACACGGACUCUUGACGGCGAUGGAGGCAGCAUCUCCACUGUUUCACCCGAUACCAGUCGCCUCUCCAUCGAGUGUAACCAUCUACUUCUUUUCGAAAGCUCCCUAAAGGCCCGCUACUUUUCACGCAUCACGGGCCUCAGUGAACUCACGAUAAGCAACUGCAAGUUGCUCAAUGUGCCAGACAACACGUUCCAAGACUUGAAUAAACUUAAAAGGCUGAAACUCCGUUCGAAGAAUUUCGAAUGGAGUAAUACCAAGAAUUUAGAGUUAUCUUUGAACUCUUUCAACGGAUUGUCAAAGGUGGAAUCUUUGGAUCUCGCUCAAAAUAACAUCAAAUUCAUUCCUUCCGGCGUUUUCUGCCCAUUGGGAAAUAUGACUACAUUGAAUCUUACCCAAAACCGAAUUAGAACAGUUGGGCAACUUGGAUUUGGCACUGGAUGUGGUCUGAAUGUGCGCAGCUUGGACUUGAGCCGCAACGAGAUCAAAACUCUCUCAGAAGACUCGGAGCUACUCAAACUAAGAAGCCUUCGACAAUUAUACCUGCAAUACAAUAAUAUCAGUGACAUAUCAAGUGAAGUGCUAAAUCUAAACAUACGAGUUUUGAACAUAUCACACAACCGUCUUCAGACCCUACCAGAAGGAUUGUUUAAUAACGCCAGAGAACUGAGAGAGAUUUAUUUGAAUGAUAACUCGCUUUAUGAGUUGUCUCGAGGCGUGUUUCAUCGCUUAGAAGAGUUAAUUGUUUUGGACUUGUCUAGUAAUCAACUCACAAGUAAUCACAUUGAUGAUGGCACUUUCAAAGGACUAAUACGAUUGAUUGUACUGAAUCUAUCAAAUAAUGCCUUAACCAGAAUCGACGGAAAGACAUUCAAAGAUUUAUUCUUUAUGCAAGUUUUGAAUUUGAAGAAUAAUUCAAUUGGUUACAUUGAAGACAAUGCUUUCUUGCCAUUAUACAAUCUACAUACACUCAAUUUGGCUGAAAACAGACUACACACAAUUGAUGAAAAUUUAUUUAACGGUUUAUUUGUACUUAACAAAUUGACUCUCAACAACAAUUUGUUAGUCAAUAUUGAUCGAAAAGCUUUCAGAAACUGUUCAGACUUGAAAGAGUUGGAUUUGAGUUCCAAUCAAUUAAUGGAAGUGCCCGAAGCAAUUUGGGAGUUGUCUUUUCUUAAAACUCUCGACUUGGGGGAGAAUCAAAUAUCGGACUUCAAAAAUGGUUCCUUCAAAAACCUUAACCAAUUAACAGGGCUGAGAUUGAUCGACAACCAAAUUGGAAAUCUUUCCGUCGGCAUGUUUUGGGACUUACCGAGCUUGCAAGUGCUCAACAUCGCUAAGAACAAAAUCCAAUCGAUCGAACGAGGGACCUUUAGCCGGAACACACAGCUGGAAGCAAUAAGAUUGGAUGGCAACUUCCUGUCGGACAUCAACGGCGUCUUCUCGACACUCGCCAGUCUUUUGUGGCUCAACUUAUCGGAAAAUCAUCUAGUGUGGUUCGACUACGCUUUUGUGCCUAGCAAUUUAAAGUGGUUGGACAUUCACGGCAACUUUAUUGAACAUUUAGGCAAUUAUUAUAAAUUACAAGACGAAAUCCGUAUAAAGACAUUGGAUGUUAGUCAUAAUCGUAUAUCAGACAUUUCGGCCAUGGCUAUUCCUAAUAGUGUUGAACUGUUGUUUAUAAAUAAUAACUUUUUAAACAAUAUUCAAGUGAAUACGUUCUUUGAUAAGAAGAACUUAACGCGUGUGGAUAUGUAUGCGAAUGAACUAGUGCACUUAGAUUUAAAUAGUUUGCGAUUAUCAUCAGUGCCGGAAAACAAAAGCUUGCCAGAGUUCUACAUAGGUGGCAAUCCAUUUCAGUGUGAUUGUACAAUGGAGUGGCUGCCUAUUAUAAACAAUAUGACGGCAAUGCGACAAUAUCCGCGUGUGAUGGAUUUGGAAAACGUUCUGUGUAAAAUGACGAACACUCGUAGUGGAACACAUGUGCCGUUAACUAAUCUUAAAACUACAGACUUUUUAUGUAAGUACGAAACACAUUGUUUUGCCAUAUGUCAUUGUUGUGACUAUGACGCCUGUGAUUGUGAAAUGACUUGCCCUCAAAAUUGCACCUGUUAUCACGACCCUUUGUGGAAUACCAACGUUGUAGAUUGCUCCGGUCAAUCCUCCAUGGAAAUACCCAAUAAAAUACCCAUGGACGCAACCGAGGUAUUUUUAGAUGGAAAUAACAUUAGGGAGUUACAAAAUCAUGUUUUUAUUGGACGCCAAAAAAUGAGAUCACUUUACGUGAAUAAUAGUAACGUUGAUAGCAUACAAAAUAGAACAUUUGCCGGCCUAAAUACUCUACAAAUAUUGCAUUUGGGUAACAAUAAACUAAAAGAGCUAAAGGGUUUCGAAUUUCAUCAGUUGAGUAAUUUAAAGGAAUUGUUUUUACAGAACAAUCUUAUCAGCCAUAUUGCAAACAUAACUUUCUUUUCUUUAAAAUCUUUAGAAACUUUACGACUCGAUGGUAACCGUCUAGUCGACUUUGGGGUAUGGAAUUUCAAUAACAACCCUAACUUGAAAGCUCUUUCUCUUGGAAACAACUUGUGGUCUUGUAAAUGUCGCUACCUGCAGGAAUUAACUGCAUAUUUGGCAGAGAAUGCGCAAAAAAUCAUCGACAUAACCGAUGUAUGGUGUUGGAAUGGCGAUGCGAAACCGCCUCAGAAAAAAGAGCUCAAUUUGAACGGUACUGCCUGCAGCGAUUAUUAUGCUGAUAAUUCAGUCAUUGGAAGUAUAUUGGUCUCAAACUAUGUUCCCAUGAUGGUCUUAACACUGACCGGCUUUAUGUUAAUUUUAUUGACGCUUGUCGUACUGUUUCUUUUUAGAGACUCUCUGAGAGUAUGGCUUUACACAAACUGUGGAAUUAGAAUAUUUUCUUUUGCUGGUGCGUUUGAGGAAAAUAGUGAUAAACUGUACGAUGCUUAUGUAUGUUAUAGUCCAAAAGAUGAAGAGUUUGUCGUGCAAUCUCUGGCGUCGAAAUUGGAAAAUGGUAAUCCGUCGUAUCAUCUCUGCCUUCAUUAUAGGGACAUUCCGCACCACGGCGCUCAGUACAUGCAAUGCGCGCCGCCGGUCGUCGAGGCCGCCGAGGCUUCUAAACGAAUAAUAAUCGUCCUAACGAGAAAUUUCUUACAAACGGAAUGGUCCCGAUACGAAUUCCGCCAGGGAUUGCACGAGGCACUCAAAGGUUGCAUUUAUAAGUUAGUUUUAAUAGAAGACUGUACUGUUGUGGCGGACGCUCUUUGUGAUCAUGACUUGCGUCCGUACAUGAAGACUGGCUCUCGUUUAAGAUGGAAUCAGAAAAGAUUUUGGGAGCGUCUGAGGUAUGUGAUGCCAGAGUCGACGCAUCCUAAUCACAAAGGGCGAAGUCACAAUUAUAGGAAAAAUAUAAAUACAUACACGUUAGAUUCAUCCGUGCCUAAUAACGGGAAUCGCACUCUGCCCUUCCCUGACAAAUCUCCAGUAUUGGGUGGGCAAGGGGUGAGUGCGCCUCCCGAAUAUAGUAUCGAAGUACGACAGUCGCCAUCAGCUGUUCGGCAGACUCAAGGAGUCGUGUACGGGCCGGAUGGUAGGCCUAUAUCAGAUCAUAUUUAUUCUUCAAUAGACUCUGACUACUCAUCGUUAGAGCACGGUAUGGCCCCUGGCCGACGGAGGGACAUGCGGCAGUGGCCCCCACCGCCCCCCUUAGUGGACACGGGCAAUACCGUGCAAGCUUACCUAGUCUAAACGGGCCCGUGUGACCCACCCUUCCAGUCAGAACUAUGAAAUUAUGUAGAUUUUAAUCCUAUUCCGCUGUAAAUAUUGUAAUUAUUACUUUAUAAGUGCUAUACCAAAUGUAAUUGAACUACUAAUGCCUGUUCGUUAUUCUGUGUAUAGAAAUGUAAUAAAAUUUUAAAGACUGCUGUAGUAUAUUGUAUUGUAAAUAGCAAAAACAAGUGAUCAUAGUAUAAUAUCAGUAAUAUGGCGUUAUUUAUACAAAUAAAAUAAAAAUGAAGAAUUUA
Molecule: messenger RNA, 4447 nt
Organism: Plodia interpunctella (Indianmeal moth)
Lineage: Eukaryota; Metazoa; Arthropoda; Insecta; Lepidoptera; Pyralidae
Gene: 18w
Product: toll-like receptor 7
Exons: 1
Coding region: 294-4172 (1292 amino acids)
Biological process (GO): signal transduction
Molecular function (GO): protein binding
Source: RefSeq, a predicted model, not a curated record